Messenger RNA from Triticum dicoccoides, 1044 nucleotides. RefSeq names its product triphosphate tunnel metalloenzyme 3-like. The record is from RefSeq and is a predicted model, not a curated record. The transcript is spliced from 2 exons. Bases 1 to 639 code for a protein of 212 amino acids. Lineage: Eukaryota; Viridiplantae; Streptophyta; Magnoliopsida; Poales; Poaceae.
AUGGAGGUCGAGAUCAAGCUCCGGCUCCCGGACGCGGCCGCGCACGGGCGCCUCUCCGCCUUCCUCGCGCCGCGCCUGCUCCGCACCGACGCCCAGCGCAACGUCUUCUUCGACGCCCCCGCGCGGCCCCUCGCCGCCGCCACCGCGGCCCUCCGCGUCCGCCUCUACGGCCCCGACGACCGCGCCCCGUCCCGCGCCGUGCUCGCGCUCAAGCGCCGCGCGCGCAUCGACGCCGGCGUCAGCCGCGUCGAGGAGGUCGAGGAGCCCCUCGACCCGGCCCUCGCCCUCGCCUGCCUCGACGACCCCGCCCGCCUCGGCGCCGUCGACUCCCCCAUCGUCCGGCUCGUCUCCGACGAGUACGGCGUCGGCGGGGACAGAGCGCCGUUCGUCUGCCUCGGCGGGUUCCGGAACACCCGCGGCGUGUACGAGCUCGGGGAGGGCGAGGGGCAGGGGCUCGUGCUGGAGCUCGACGAGACGCACUUUGAUUUCGGCACCAACUACGAGCUCGAGUGCGAGACCGCGGAGCCCGACCAGGCCAAGGAGGUCCUCGAGCGGCUGCUCACGGUCGCUGGGGUGCCGUAUGAGUACUCCCGGAGCAAUAAGUUCGCGUGCUUCAUGGCCGGGAAGCUGCUUCCAUGACUAGAAACCAAGACUUUGAAAAUGACAGUGCGGCGGAGCAAGGUUGCCGGUGGAGAUGGCCACUGAGGUGUUCCAUCGACGACUCAUGAUAAAUUCUUGAGCAACUUGUUGCCUCGUGGUUUGAUGGUCCGGCUAGCUUCUGCUGUUCUGUUCUGCGCUGUUGGUUGUUAAUCUUCAGAAUUGUUCUUGUUCCCUGGGUGUGGGAGGAUGUCUCUGCUGUGAUGCGUUGGUCCUUUUUAUGGUGCUGAGUUGAUAGCUCUUCAUAGUUUGAUAUCCUUCCAGUGUUCGUUAGCCUCUGUGCUUCCGCAAAAAACCUGGUGUACAAAUUUGCUGGGUCGUGAACUGGUUGGGUUGCAUUUGUGUUAUCAAUUUCAGCAAAUGAAAUUAGGAGCAAGGCUCUGUUUC